This is a messenger RNA of Heterobilharzia americana, 1922 nucleotides long. The record is from the annotation of a GenBank genome assembly. NCBI's taxonomy places the organism in Eukaryota, Metazoa, Platyhelminthes, Trematoda, Strigeidida, Schistosomatidae.
UGGAGCGGUACUGGUUUCACUCAUUGUUUCAAAAUAUGUACAUCAAUGGGCUGUUUAUAAUUACUGUUAGUCAUGUUACCGAUACAUGCAACUCAGGUUGUCUUAUAAAGAGAAGGUCGACUGUUGAACUGAAUAUGUCACGUUGGGAGAUUCUACUUGUGUUUUCAUGAGAAUUUAUGGUGACUAAUUUCAUUUAUAAUUUUCUGUCAUAUCUUCAUUCUAGUUUUCACUGGUUUGAAUAUGACUCCGUUUUUAUCAAAAAAAUGUGUUUUUCAUUUCUAGCUUUGUCCAUCAUUUUAACGAUUGUACCUUGACUUACUACCGUAUAUUCUGCUGAAUCUCAGAGAUGCUUUACUAUCGUAAGCAAUCAAAUAUACAGCGAUUUCAUCAUACUUAUGUCAGCACAUGUCUCUCAGACACAGUCCAUCAAAGAAUUACUCGAUCGUUUUUUUCACGGUAUUCUAUUCGCCAAGUUAGAUGAUCAGAAAAUCCUUUCGAAUGCGAUACCACUCACUGGUAAAAUAAGUUUCGGUGAUUCAAGAAUUACUUAUAGUGAUGCUCUCUAUUUAUUUUGUCGUCUCGAAAGAGAUUACGCAUCUCUGCAUGUAUUUCCCAAUAAAUCUUUAUUCUCCCGAAAAGAGGAUUGUCUAAAUUCGUAUAACUCUUUACGUUCUGGAUUCGAUGGUGUUUGUAACACCCCGAAUUUGUCGAAGGCUGAGCAUGAAUUAUCUGACCAUAUGCGGACACUUACUGCUGCUCGAGCACAGCUAAUAACAUUAUAUCGAUCAUUCACAGAAUAUCCUCUACUUCUUAUCACAAAUUGUUCUUCAGUGAUCACAUCUCUAUCAGAUAUAUUAAACCAACUAUGCGUUGUAAAUGAAUUUACCGAAGUAUUCGCCUAUAUUUCACAGUUGGUCAAACAAGAGAUUAUUAUUCUACGUGAAUUGCUAAGUGCUCAAAGUGCAAUAUCUGACCUUUUGUUUCUGGAGUCAAUUCUUUGUUUAAAUAGAGCAAAAAGUGAUUUAGAUAAUUUUAGUAAAUUGUUUUCCUCUCAGCAGAGGACUGCUCCACUUGGUAAACAACCAUCACUCUCAUCAUUACUGGAGUGUUUUUAUGCGCAUUUGCUAAGCAAAUUUACAUUGUAUUGGUUUGAAAUUUUGUCUCGUUCUACAUCUGGUGUGCAUGAAAUUGAACCAACAGUGAAUUCAGAAAAUCCAGAUUUAGUUACUAGCAUUACAAAAUUUCAACAGGAAACUGGUGCGCUAAACAUUUCAUUAUUGUUUGAUACAACUUGUCAGUCAUUUCCAUUCCUUGGACAUGGUUAUGUUUUAAGAGGUUCUUUUGGUGAUGCACCUAAAGGAAUUGAAAGUAUUCCACCAAUUUUUACUGCUCCAUUGGGUAGUUCAUUAUCUCCAGUUGAUGUAUAUACAAUUGUUAUGCAGAUUAACAGUACACUUCAUCAUGGUAAUGAUGAUGAGAAAGGUGAUGUUACUGAACUAUCAAAACAACCGCGAUAUAUAUACGAUGAAAAAUUGAACCACACCUAUUAUAUCAAGAAAUUAGAAUGUCGUGUGUUUUUAGCCUUAGUCUAUGAAGGCUUAAAAUCACAUAAAGAUAAAGUCAUCAGUGAAUUUAUAUCAAUGCUUACGGAUACAGUGUGUUUACGUAAAGUUGUCAAUCUACUGCAACAAGGUCAACAAAUACCAUCGUCGUCAUCAUCAUCAUCUGAUCGAAAUUAUCUACGAUCAUUAUUUUUCCAUUGAAUUUUCUUAUCUGCUUCUAUAUAUAAAUAUACAAUAGACUUUUAGCACUUUCAGUUUCGAUAAUUAAUACGGCAAAAUUUCCAUUGUCUUUCGCUUGUAUUGUAAGGAAAAUGUGUGAAUGUUAUAUUCUAAAUUCAAUAAAAUAAAUAUAUAAUUUUC